AUGGACACAUUCGUCAAAACGGAUAUAAAAGUUAAAAAUAACAAACCCGACUUGAUAGUGAUAGAUAAGAAAAAAAGAGAUACUAACCAUAGAAGUUGGCAUAACUUCAUUAAAAACUUGAUACAGGUUGAAAGUGAGAAGCAAAGAAAAUAUGAUAUUUUUGCAAACGAAAUGACACUGUUAAGCGGAUUUAAGACGAUUAUUAUAUCAUAUGUACUAACUUGGGACGGUAUUGUUACAUAA
Messenger RNA from Vairimorpha ceranae, 243 nucleotides. RefSeq names its product reverse transcriptase. The transcript has a single exon. NCBI's taxonomy places the organism in Eukaryota, Fungi, Microsporidia, Nosematidae. The record is from RefSeq and is a predicted model, not a curated record. The coding region runs from base 1 to 243 and encodes 80 amino acids.